Messenger RNA from Caenorhabditis remanei, 465 nucleotides. RefSeq lists its product as uncharacterized. The record is from RefSeq and is a predicted model, not a curated record. Lineage: Eukaryota; Metazoa; Nematoda; Chromadorea; Rhabditida; Rhabditidae. Bases 1 to 465 code for a protein of 154 amino acids. The transcript has 2 exons.
AUGAAGCCCGGUUAUAUACAUUCAAACGUCGCAACAUCCAGUUUCAUUCUUCUCAUCUAUCAACCAAAAUCAUUCUUGCUGCAUAUUGGUCAUUCUUAUGACGAUUUCCAACUUUUCCAUAUAAAAACUGCACGGCUUUCCAAGAUACAAUGGCUCCUACUAUUCCUGUUUCACACUGUGUUGAGUGUUGGCUGCUAUGGACUUUUCUGUAUCGAUGCUAACACCCUUAAGAAGGAUGGACUGAUCGACAAUUUCCAUUUCAUUCGAUAUGUUUGUAUUGCUAUCAAUCUAUUUUCAAUUCCUAUGACUUAUCAAUCACUGCUUGCUUGGAGUUCGGACAAGUUGCAGUUUGUUGGAAUUCAUCCGGAGACAAAAGUGCAUUGGAAAGGAGAUAUGAGAAAGAUGGAAGAUGGGAAAUGGGAAGUGGAUCAGUCUCCAGGAGAUCAUGAUUUGUGUAAUGUCUAA